Ailuropoda melanoleuca (giant panda) is the source of this 717-nucleotide messenger RNA. It is a transcript of the gene SNRNP25, whose product is annotated as small nuclear ribonucleoprotein U11/U12 subunit 25. Gene Ontology annotation, cellular component: U12-type spliceosomal complex. The transcript has 5 exons. Lineage: Eukaryota; Metazoa; Chordata; Mammalia; Carnivora; Ursidae. The record is from RefSeq and is a predicted model, not a curated record. Gene Ontology annotation, biological process: mRNA splicing, via spliceosome. Bases 204 to 575 code for a protein of 123 amino acids.
GCCCUCCCCGUGGCGGAGCUGCGGUCCCCGUCUCGGUCGCUUGCGCGCAGCUGCGGUGCGGGGGCAGCGCGGGAGCGGGAGGCGCUCUGGAGCCCGUCGAGGCGGAGGCGGCCGUGCGGGCCGAGGCGCCCGAAGACGAUGAGGACGAAGAGGAGGCGUUGCCACACUCCGAGGCGGUGGAUGUGUUCCAGGAGGGUCUCGCCAUGGUCGUGCAGGACCCUCUGCUCUGCGACCUACCGAUCCAGGUUACUUUGGAAGAGGUCAAUUCCCAAAUAGCACUAGAAUAUGGCCAAGCAAUGACGGUCCGAGUGUGCAAGAUGGAUGGAGAAAUAAUGCCUGUGGUUGUGGUACAGAACGCCACAGUCCUGGACCUGAAGAAGGCCAUUCAGAGAUACGUGCAACUCAGGCAGGAGCGCGAAGGAGGCAUUCAGCACAUCAGCUGGUCCUAUGUUUGGAGGACCUACUACCUGACCUCCGCAGGAGAAAAGCUCACAGAGGACAGGAAGAAGCUUCGAGACUACGGUAUCCGGAAUCGGGAUGAAGUGUCCUUCAUCAAAAAGCUGAGGCAAAAAUGACCCUCCAGACAAGGACAGCUCUGUGCUGGUGGCCUGUAGCCAGCUGGGAAACAGCUGAACCCUAGGUCCAGACAACCUAUCACGUGGCAAAUGGGCCUGGCCCUGUGUACAAAAUAAAUCUACUUGCUUCUUAUUUCGAAAA